Messenger RNA from Lipotes vexillifer (Yangtze River dolphin), 1063 nucleotides. RefSeq names its product junction plakoglobin. Gene Ontology annotation, biological process: cell adhesion. Gene Ontology annotation, molecular function: cadherin binding. The record is from RefSeq and is a predicted model, not a curated record. The transcript has 6 exons. Lineage: Eukaryota; Metazoa; Chordata; Mammalia; Artiodactyla; Lipotidae. The annotation marks the transcript as partial.
CCCCGUGGAGUCGGUCCUUUUCUACGCCAUCACCACGCUGCACAACCUGCUGCUCUACCAGGAGGGCGCCAAGAUGGCGGUGCGCCUGGCAGAUGGGCUGCAGAAGAUGGUGCCUCUGCUCAACAAGAACAACCCCAAGUUCCUGGCCAUCACCACCGACUGCCUGCAGCUCCUGGCCUACGGCAACCAGGAGAGCAAGCUCAUCAUCCUGGCCAAUGGAGGACCCCAGGCUCUCGUGCACAUCAUGCGCAACUACAGUUAUGAGAAGCUGCUCUGGACCACCAGCCGUGUGCUCAAGGUGCUGUCCGUGUGUCCCAGCAAUAAGCCCGCUAUUGUGGAGGCUGGUGGGAUGCAGGCCCUGGGCAAACACCUGACGAGCAACAGCCCCCGCCUCGUGCAGAACUGCCUCUGGACCCUGCGCAACCUCUCGGACGUGGCCACCAAGCAGGAGGGCCUGGAGAGUGUGCUGAAGGUUCUGGUGAACCAGCUGAGCGUGGACGACGUCAAUGUCCUCACCUGUGCCACGGGCACCCUGUCCAACCUGACCUGCAACAACAGCAAGAACAAGACGCUGGUGACGCAGAACAGCGGCGUGGAGGCGCUCAUCCACGCCAUCUUGUGCGCCGGGGACAAGGAUGACAUCACAGAGCCCGCCGUCUGUGCCCUGCGCCACCUCACCAGCCGCCACCCCGAGGCCGAGAUGGCUCAGAACUCCGUGCGCCUCAACUACGGCAUCCCGGCCAUCGUCAAGCUGCUCAGCCAACCCAACCAGUGGCCGCUGGUCAAGGCAACCAUCGGCCUGAUCAGGAAUCUGGCCCUGUGCCCAGCCAACCAUGCCCCACUGCAGGAGGCAGCGGUCAUUCCCCGCCUCGUCCAGCUGCUGGUCAAGGCCCACCAGGAUGCCCAGCGCCACAUGGCUGCAGGCACACAGCAGCCCUACACGGAUGGCGUGAGGAUGGAGGAGAUCGUGGAAGGCUGCACUGGAGCCCUGCACAUCCUCGCCCGGGAUCCCAUGAACCGCAUGGAGAUCUUCCGACUCAACACCAUCCCCCUGUUUGUGCAG